Molecule: messenger RNA, 1311 nt
Organism: Botrytis porri
Lineage: Eukaryota; Fungi; Ascomycota; Leotiomycetes; Helotiales; Sclerotiniaceae
Exons: 1
Coding region: 1-1311 (436 amino acids)
Molecular function (GO): iron ion binding; heme binding; monooxygenase activity
Source: RefSeq, a predicted model, not a curated record
AUGAAAAGCAAUCGCGUGAUACAAUCGCCAGAGGUCUCUUCUCAAAAUACGGCAUACGGCCAUACGUUUCAAUCAUUUCCAUAUGGUGUUGCCGAGAUCGUCACUGAAGCCCCGGAACAUGUUAAAGCUAUCUAUGGAACAGAUUUUGAAUCAUUCGGAGUCGGGCCCAUGAGAUAUUUUGGUUUGAAACCUUUGGUAGGCGAUAGAUUAAUGUCUACCGAUGGUGCUGUUUGGAAAGCUCAUCGAUCUGUGCUCGCUCCGAUCUUUGCACAAGCCACAAACCAUCAACGUAUGUUUGAACAACAUGUUGCGCGGCUUCUGGCCCUGAUUCCUGAAGAUGGCUCCACUUUUGAUGUACAACCUCUCUCUGAUCGAUUAGCAAUUGAUAGCUCCUCUGAGAUCUUAUUUGGGGAGUCAACCUUGACCCUGUUGCCAGAAACUCCAGCAGAUGCCAUGAAAUUUCUAGAUGCCUACAAUUACUCUUCACAAGGUGUAGGCAUGAGAAUGGUGUUGCCAUUCUGGGAUUUUCUAUCUCGGGAUCCUAAGUUCUGGUCUUCAUGCAAAGAUGCGCAAGAAUUUGUUGCUAAGAUACUCGACAAAUUAAUGGACACUGCUACAUUGCCUAGCGAGGAACAAAGAUACUCGGUGGCUUACGAACUAGCAAACCUAGGUCAAGAUCGAGUGGAGAUCAGAGAUGAGCUCUUAGGUUUAUUCCUCCCUGUUCACGAUGCCAUCGCAACGCCUCUUACGAACAUGUCCUUUAAUCUGGCACGCAAUUUCCAAGCCUGGACGAAGCUGCAAACGGAAAUAUUGGCCAUUGGAUCUGCGGAACUCACUCCUAAACUUGUGAAAAGUUUAAAGUAUCUAAAUUUUGUCAUCAAUGAGACAAUGCGACUAUACCCCGGUGUAAGUGCGAACGAGUGUAUUUCACUUCGUGACACAAUCCUUUCGACAGGAGGAGGGCCAAAUGGAAAUUCUCCGAUCUUCGUCAAGAAAGGCGUAAAGGUUGUACUCUGGUUUGCGUCAAUGGCUCGAUGCAAGGAUCUUUGGGGAGACGAUGCUAAAAUAUGGCGUCCCGAGAGAUGGGAAGGCGACUUCAAACCUGAUCGUUGGAUAAAUCUAUCCUUUGGGGCCGGGCCACGAAUGUGUCCAGCUAGCGAUCUUGGCGUUUUCCAAAUUGCGAAAACUACUAUCAGGAUCUUGCAAAAGUUCAAGGCUAUUCAAAAUCGUGAUCCAGUGAAGGAAUUCGUGGAUCGUUGGAAAGUAACAACCGUGAGCAAGACCGGUGCUCGGGUUGGAUUCUUGCUUUGA